GGUCGCGCCGGAGGACGGGCUUCGGGCGGCGGCCGGGGCGGCCUGCGGACGGACGGGUGGGCCGAGGUGCAGGCCCCGCGCCCGCCGUCUCCCCCUCCUGCCGGCGCCGGGCCCGCGCCAUGGCCGCCUCGCCGGGCUCCGGCAGCGCCAACCCGCGGAAGUUCAGUGAGAAGAUAGCGCUGCACACGCAGCGGCAGGCCGAGGAGACGCGGGCCUUCGAGCAGCUUAUGACCGACCUCACCCUGUCGCGGGUUCAAUUUCAGAAGCUUCAGCAACUGCGCCUUACACAGUACCACGGAGGGUCCUUACCCAAUGUGAGCCAGCUGCGGAGCAGUGCCUCGGAGUUUCAGCCGUCGUUCCACCCAGCGGACAGCGUGCGAGGAACCCGCCACCACGGGCUGGUGGAGAGGCCGUCCCGGACGCGCUUCCACCCCCUCCACCGACGGUCUGGGGACAAGCCAGGACGACAGUUUGAUGGUGGUACUUUUGGAGCUAAUUACGCCUCACAGCCUCUGGAUGAGAGUUGGCCCAGGCAGCAGCCUGCUUGGAAGGAAGAGAAGCACCCUGGGUUCAGGCUAACAUCUGCACUUAACAGGACCAAUUCUGAUUCUGCUCUUCACACAAGUGCUCUGAGCACCAAGCCCCAAGACCCCUAUGGAGGAGGGGGCCCAUCGGCCUGGCCUGCCUCAUACAUGGGUUUCUGUGAUGGUGAGAACGAUGUACAUGGGGAAGCCGUGCCUUUCCCUGGCCCACUGAAAGAAGAGAAUCUGGUAAACGUUCCCAAGCCGCUGCCAAAACAGCUGUGGGAGACCAAGGAGAUCCAGUCCCUGUCAGGGCGCCCUCGGUCCUGUGACGUCGGAGGAGGCAGUGCUUUUCCACACAAUGGUCAAAACAUAGGCCUCUCACCCUUUCUGGGAACCCUGAACACUGGGGGGUCAUUGCCAGAUCUCACCAACCUCCACUACUCAGCGCCCCUGCCAGCCUCCCUGGACAGCAGCGACCACCUCUUCGGUAGCAUGAGUGUGGGGAACAGCAUGGGCAACCUCCCUGCUGCCAUGACUCACCUGGGCAUAAGAAGCUCUUCUGGUCUCCAGAGUUCUCGGAGCAACCCCUCCAUCCAGGCCACGCUCAAUAAGACAGCACUCUCCUCCUCCGUAAACAGCCACCCCCAGGCAUCUGCCCCCAGCGCCUCUGCUCUUCACCCUUCGCUCCGUCUCUUCUCCCUCAGCAACCCAUCCCUUUCCACCACAAACCUGAGCGGCCCCUCUCGGCGUAGGCAGCCCCCCGUCAGCCCUCUCACGCUUUCUCCUGGCCCUGAAGCACAUCAAGGUUUCAGCAGACAGCUCUCUUCAACCAGCCCUCUGAACCCGUAUCCUGCCUCGCAGAUGGUGUCCUCAGAUCGAAGCCCGCUCUCCUUCCUGCCCGCAGAAGCUCAAGCCCAGGUGUCCCCUCCGCCCCCGUACCCCACGCCCCAGGACCUCCCCCAGCCUCUGCUGCAGCAGCCCUGCACCCAGGAGCCCCCUGCUCAGCAGCCCCAUGCAGCUUCAUCGCUGCCACAGUCAGACUUCCAGCUCCUCACAGCCCAGGGCUCAUCUUUGACCAGCUUCUUCCCAGAUGUGAGCUUUGACCAGCAGUCCAUGAGGCCAGGCCCAGCCUUUCCUCAGCAGGUGCCCCUGGUGCAGCAGGGCCCCCGAGAACCACAGGACUCCUUUCAUUUGAGACCAAACCUGUAUUCCAAUUGCGGGAAUUUCCCGAGCGCCAUCCUGACAGCUCAACUUGACCUUUGUGAGAUGCGGGUGUCCAGCCCCAGAGGCUGUGAGGCCGCAGGGAAAGGGCCAGAAGACUCGAGCACCAGCCUAUUCAAAGACCUCAGCAGUGCUCUGGCCGGCAUGCCUGAGGUCAGCCUGAACGUGGACACUCCGUUUCCAUUGGAAGAAGAGCUCCAAAUUGAACCCCUGAGCCUGGACGGACUCAACAUGUUAAGUGAUUCCAGCAUGGGCCUGCUCGACCCCUCUGUUGAAGAGACCUUCCGAGCUGACCGACUGUGAACAGAAUGGAACGGAACAGGAGAACUUAUUUCUGAAAUAGCUAAAAUAGAAUGGAACAGAGUGGAGCCAGCUACACCCCUGGGCUUUAGUUAUCUCUGGCUUCUGACAUGGAAGGAACCAAUUCCUUGGCUCCCAGCUUUCAGACAAGGUCCCAUCUCACACACAGUGGCUUAUUCGAGACCACAGAGCUGGGCACCGCCCCUCAGGCCUGCGGCGCAGGUCCCGUUGCUGCAGGCAAGCUGCUUUGGGGCCUCCGAUGAAUCAGCCAUCACCACCACCAUGACAUCUUUUCAUCGGCCAUCUAGUCGGUCGAUGUGUAAAGUAGAAAAUAUGUAACAGGAGGCCCCAGUGGAAUCGUGUCAUGCUCAGAACCACUGAUCUCAGUCAACACUGAAGGAAGGACCCGGAGUUGGGGACAGUUAGGCCUUUGGGAGUCAGUUCAGCUUCCAGAAACGGUACCACAGCCCCAGGACGCCUUCUCUGAUCCAGCCGCUGUGCCUCGCAGCACCAGGAUGUAGCAGGGCGGAGCAGAGGGCCAGGGCUCUCUCGGGGCCUCAGUUCUCACAUGAAGAAUUUUUACCACAUGUCCAAGAACAGACUUGCGUGAAGCAAACUGAAUGCUAAUUUGUUUCCUCCCAGUUUGUAAUCUCUUUUCUGCUGCUUCAGUACACCUUUUCCUAUGGACAAGAGGAAAGGGAAGACUAUUUUAUUCAGUCACUGAAAUAAGAAAUCCCCGGUAACGGAUGAGCCUGAAGAGAACAGUGCUCCUUCUUGGUGGCUGGGGAAGAAAGAAGGGGGCUGUAGGUAUCUCACAGACACGUGACAUCCUCCAGACAAGCGCCAGACAAUACAGGCCUCCCUCCCUCUGGACCAGCUGGAGGGAAUGGCUGAGGUCUGACUCCGGCCCACCCGGCAGCCGAGCAGCAGCAGAGGGAGGCGGAUUCUCUGUGGAACAGGAGUGUUAAUGUAACCCUGCUAGACCGUAAGCUCCUUGAGGGCAGGGACUGUGCCUCAGUCAUCGUUGAACUCCUAGUACCUAACAAGUGCCUGGCACGGAGCAGGUGCUGCAGAAGUGUGCAUCGGAUGCACACACGCGUGAGUGAGUGAGUGCGUGCGUGAACGAAUGAAUCUGCCUUGCUGUGGGGCAGUCUGAUCUCCAGCUAUCCCUGUUCCUCACCAGAUCUUCUCAGAGUUUCAGCUUUUCUAACACUUGUGCCUGUGGUUCAGUUAAGCGUGCACUUUAAUAUGCUUUUAACACUAGAUGACCAAAUCCACGAGUAGACUGCGCCCUGUUCUUCUCGAGGGUGUGCAGGGAGGUGACAUCUGUCUUUGCAAUGCGUCCAGAAUGGCUGAGCCAACUGAGGCCUCCUACAUGCCGGGACCUCAGAGGUCCUGGCCCCCGCAAAAAUCUUCCCUCUCAGACCCAGGUUUUACUCUUAAUUGCUUUUUUUUAAUUUUUUUUUUUUGAGGGGAGGAGGGAAUUAGGUUUAUCUGUUUUAAGAGGAGGUACUGGGGAGUGAACAGGACCCUGUGCAUGCUAAGCAUGUACUCUACCACUUGAGCUAUACCCUCCCCCUGCUCUCAAUUGCUUUAAAAAGAGAUUCAUUCUCUGAGGUUGAAGACAUAGUGUAUAAUAAAAUGAAGGCCUAAUUUAUGAAGCCAUCAUUAAGCAUCAGUAUCUUCGCAUAAUAGUAUCACUAUAUUUCCACCACCGCCUGCCUCCUCUGACUUAGUCUAGGCCAUCCCUGACCAGAGACCUGACUGGUGGGCUUGAGGCCCCUCUGGAGGGGUCUGGCCAGUGGGGCCGAAUACACGCUUGGGAAGACAGGACAGGAGGACAGGAACACUGAAGGAGAGAGAGAUGCCAGAACCUUUGCCCAGACAAAGUGGCUACUGCCCUUCCUGGAGACACCAGGAGUGUCACUAAAGGCCUCUUGGCCACUCCCACCCAAAGAAGCCAGGCUGCACUGUGUGGGUCUGAAUCUGACACAUGUGCCUGGUGGCAGGAGGAGCCUGUCAUAGGAUCCUGGCUGUUAACCUCUCCAGACCUUGUCCUAUUUCCUUCUGUCCUCAGGGGGAUUCCUCCUUCCCAUCUUUCAAAUAACCCCAAUGGUGCAUAUCUUUACUGAGAAACCCAAGUCUUCCCAAUUCUCAUUUGCCCUGAACCCCCACUGUUGAGUUAGGAAGUCAAGCCGGAGCCCUCCUUGCCUGAGCUCAGGCUCAGGAAGGGGCAAUUGGCCUCCCCUUAGAAGCCUUAGUCCCAGUUAAACUUCCAGCUCCCUUUAUAUUUGAGAUCUCAGAGGGCAGUAACUUUUUGUUGAAGUAAAAGGGCCUUUCGUCGUACACAGCACCCUGGUGUGCUGAAAGAAGCCAGAUCCUUGCUGCCUCUCCUGAGUCAAGGGCCCCCAAAAUCUGAUCUGGCCAUUCAGAUAGGGAGGAGUGCUGAUGUUGUCAGUUGGUUUUGUUUUGUUUUUUUUUUUGAAAAAUGGAGGUCCCAGCAUAAUCUGCUCUUUACACAGUGCCUUACCCAUGGAGAUCAUUGCUGUCGGGGUCCCAGCUCUUUCUGUCUGCACAGCAGCCCUGCCUUACAGCUGGAGACCCUGAGACCUACAGGACAACGUGUACUCCCGCCUGCAUUUGCCAGGUGACUCGUGGAAAUGGAGGCUCCCAGGAAAAGUGGCUUGCUUGGGGGAGUAUAAUGAUGACAGUAAGGUUUAGCACUGAAUUAAAUUUGUCCUUAGGUCCAUCAGUCCGAUCUUUUCCUGUGAAAAGGUUUUGGGCAUUAUACAACCCACUUUGAUUACAGGGUGUCAAGGACACCCGCAGACAGGUGUCUGCCUGACCUUCGGUGGGUACAUCUGCCCUCACUGCUGCCUUUGUAACAAACCAGGCGUGGUCCUCGGCAUCUGAAGUGGCUGCAGACUUCAGAGUAAACUAUUUUUCAAUAUUUAGUUUUUCACAAGAAAUCGAUGGUUGUACUACUCUCAUUUACCAGCAGUUAAACAGCAUAGAACUAAAACCUUUUUUUCUAUUUUGUUCCUUCUGUAUGGUUGUGGGUUUUAGGACAUAAGCUUUUCUUGUUUAUGUCAAGAUCAACAUGAAUUCUCCUUUGUCCUGUUUCAUUUCUCCUAAGUCUACUGUAUAUUACCUGAGCUGAAAUGUUGUGUAUUCCAGUCCAUUUGCAUAUCUGAAGACAUUUCCAGUUCCGACUCUCAUCGGCUCUUCUGAUCCAUGCACAGAUGGUUCCAAGCGUGUUUCUUCCACUGCUUCAUGAUGGAACCAUCACGGUAACUAAUCAGACUUCCCGCCAGUGUCCUAGUUCCCAAGUCCUUCAUUAAACAAUAUUUAAAGAUUGGAAUUUGUAUAAAGUAGCUUCCAAGUUUUAUAAUGCAUCAUUUUACAUCUUUCCUAAUUAAAGGCAGCACAAUAAGGUUGUAA
This is a messenger RNA of Camelus dromedarius (Arabian camel), 5486 nucleotides long. RefSeq names its product CREB regulated transcription coactivator 3 (gene CRTC3). The transcript is spliced from 16 exons. Gene Ontology annotation, cellular component: nucleus; cytoplasm. Gene Ontology annotation, molecular function: cAMP response element binding protein binding. The record is from RefSeq and is a predicted model, not a curated record. NCBI's taxonomy places the organism in Eukaryota, Metazoa, Chordata, Mammalia, Artiodactyla, Camelidae. The coding region runs from base 120 to 2048 and encodes 642 amino acids. Gene Ontology annotation, biological process: protein homotetramerization; positive regulation of transcription by RNA polymerase II.